GCAUCAAAAUGUAUGGCGAAUGGGUAUCAUUGUCCGCACAUAUAACCGCAAACAGUUGUGCGGCCCAAAGUUGCAGUGUUCUAAAUAAAUUUCCAGCCAGCUCGGGUCGUGAAGUGACUGUAUCGGUGGUUAAACAAUUGGCCACAAACUUGGGUAUUACUCAGAAUGCCGAACCAAGUCAUUUGGUUAAAGAUGAAGAGGUCAAUUGGUGUAUGGAUGUAAUAUGUUUUGGCCUCUCACUACCCCUGCAGGAGCAUGAAACAAUCAAAGAUUGUGUCAACAUCUAUUGUGAAUGGAUGACUGCGUUGCAUCCGCAACCUAAAAUAAGUGUACCCAAACCAAUAUGUGAAGAUGCUAAUAUGUAUUGUCGUAAAAUUAUAAAUCAUUUUCAUAAUUUGUUUGUGCCUCGCCAGGGUGAAAGUGUUGAUACAAUGAGUCGUCAAGCGGUGUUGUGUCAUCGUGUCCUGCGAACACUUCAACAAACUGCACAAAUAUCCCAAACUAUGGAUAGAGAGACAUGGGAAUCAUUAUUGCUCUUCCUCUUGGCAAUAAAUGAGACAUUGCUGGCACCACCCACAAUUAAAGAUGAUGUUGGCGAUCAAUUGUGUGAGAGGCUGUUGCAAGUCCUAUUCGAAGUAUGGUUAUUGGCAUGUGUACGUUGUUUCCCCUCACCAUCGUUGUGGAAAACCCUACAAGAGUCGUGUGCAAUGUGGCGACAUCGUGUGGCUUUGGUCGACCAAUGGAAUCGUGUGAAUAUGGCAUUAACAGCAAGGCUGUUGGAAUUCACCUAUGGUCCAGCAUUUCCGGAAUUGAAAAUUUCUGACGAAGAUGCCCAAUUAAUUCCCCUGGGAAUGACCAAUGAUUGUGUGGCCCAAACAUGGUAUCGUUUCUUACGUACCAUUGGUAAUCCCAUAGCAUUAUGUUCACCACACAUUAUAAGUAAAUCAUCACAUUUUGUACAAUGGGCUCUGACGCACGAUAAAGGUGCCGAAACCUAUCAACAUCCCUGCCUGCAAGCACUUCCUUUGAUAUUCCUUAAAGCCAUAAAGGGUAUAUCAAAUCAAGUUGAUGCUUUCUUAGCUUUACCCUCCUUGGGUUUGGAACCCAGACCUCCAUUGGCUGCCACCCGACCUAAAUGUAACAGCAUCUUACAUCUGUUCGGUGAAUGGUUGUUUGAAGCGGCCCACAUUGGGGGUGAUGCUUGGCUAAUGAAUACCAAAAAACAAGCCAGUGAGGCCAGUAAACGCCCCUCCUCGAUGAUUAUGGAAACUCGUAAGGGUAGCAUUUCUUUGUCACAACCAAAUUCCCUUAACGACCCCUCAAGCCUGCCGCCCACAUUGACUAUCGAUAAAUAUGAAUCGGGUCGGGCUGAAGCCAUUGGCACCCUGUGUAAAAUAUUUUGUGCUAAAAAAACUGGUGAAGAAAUCCUCCCCGUUUAUUUGGCCCGAUUCUAUAUGGCCCUGCAGCAAUGUUUGAAAAUUACCGAAACUAAAGAAUGUGAUGAAACAUUGGCCAGUAUUCUAUUAAAUUCCGCCGAUCUAUUUCGUUUAGAUUUAGAUGGUGUACAUGUACUGUUGCCCUCAUUUAUUGCAGCAUUGGAAAUUGUCCUGCCCGCAAAAGAUUUGAAAAUUAAAAAUCAAUCAAUGCAAUUUAAUAAAACCGAUUUGCGGCGUUCCGCCAUACAAAUUUUACUAUCGAUUUUGACACUACCAUUGCAUUUUCAAACACUGCCCAUACGUGAUUUAACCAAUGAGACUUCGGAGAGGAUUACAACAUUUUUACAAUUGAAACCCCGUCUAAUAAAUAUUUUAAUGAAUGCCCUACAAGUGGAAACGGAUGCACAAAAUACCCACAUGUUAUUAGGUGGCCUAUUACUAACGGUACAAGAUGCUGUUACCUUUGAAGAAACUGAAAGUCUGGGAGAUCAUUCGAAUCUUCAUGGUGGUUCACCUUCGCCUGGUCAUGGUAAUGCUGAAUCGAAUAUUCUUAGCUCGGCUUGUUCUGAACGAUCUGCUUCAAUAGCUAGUGUUGGCAAUUCUAGUUUAGGUGCACACAGUACUGCUACCAUAGGUAAUUCUGUUGCCGCUGGUUCAACAGCAGCUGAUUCGUAUCAUGGUUCGGGUACAUUAAAUGCCCGUGAUAAUUCAUCGCAACAUGAAUAUCCGAGUUUGACGAUAUUCGAUGAUUUGCCAUUGGAUGUUUUGCACGAAUAUGAAACAGCUACUAGUUAUGAUAAUGCCCAUGCACUAUUUGUUCGCGCCACAUAUUUGGUAUGUCACCGCUUGAUUUCAUCAUGGAGAACGGAUUUGAAUGUUUCCCUGGCGGCAUUGGAGCUACUUUCGGGUUUGGCUCGUCUCUUUAUACGUGAUACAGACGCCUUGGAAUGUAAACGCGCCGUCAAAUGGAUUUGUGAUUAUAUCUGCUAUCAGUGUUCGAGACCGCCACAGGCACACAGCAAAGAUUUGCACAGCACCAUUGUUGCGGCAUUCCAAUGCACAUCGGCCUGGUUGAUGCAACAUCCCUACUUGUUGCAGGAUAAAGAUUGUCUACAGACCGUAUUAGAGGUGGUUGAAUUGGGUAUAUCGGGUACCAAGAGUAUUGGUAAACCUGGUGAUAUACCGAAAUUUAAAGAUGAAAAAGAAUUGAAACCAGCUUCUAUGCGUGUUCGUGAUGCUGCCGAGGCACUGCUGACAAUUAUUCUGGAACAAGUUGGUUAUUUUCCAAGUGAAUGUGGCCCGGAGUCGAUAUCAUCGCUAUUGGAUGAGGUAGCAUUGAUGAAACAUUGCAAUUCAUUGGAUUCGUCAAAUGGUUCUUCGAUAACCACCGAACAGGCAAUAUCGAAAUUUAAAUAUUUUGUAACGGAAAAUUCCACGAUUUUGGCACUGCUGGAAGAACCAUUGGGUAAUGAUCAGGAUCCACAGCCAACGGUGACAUUACUGAUCCGUGGCCCCUUCGGUCGCCAUGCCUGGACCAUGCAAUUGCGACAUUUGCCACGCAGCAAAUCUGGCACUAAAUACCAUGCCGUUAAUCCUGGUCGGCCGAUACCAAUGAACGAAGUACCGCAACGUAUUGAAUUCGAUCAGAAGCAUUUCCCCGAAGGUGUGGAAAAGGUGACUCCCUGUGUUGCUGAUUUUUCAAUCCCUACCUUCGAACAGAUACGCGAACAAUAUGGUUCGGAAAGUAUUAAACAAUUGGAAACGAUGUUGGAAAAUCAAACUAUACAUGAAAAAUUGGCAUGGGCUGAGACAGACAAUAGUUCCGAUUCUUUGUCACAUGCCCAGGAGAGUAUACCACCACCGGUGUGUCAUGAAUUUCAGGCGGCUCGUUUAUUUUUAUCGCAUUUCGGCUUUUUGACAUUCGAGGAGCGAAAUCCAAAUAGUCCUGCUGAGUCAUUGGGAGCUCCACCACAAAGGCCCCUUAUUGUUUUGGACACGAAGAGAUCGAAUUUUGCAGCGGAAUUAAAUUCUUUGGAUAAGCUAAGUGCGAGGACUUAUGAUACGGUACAUGUAUUCUAUGUGAAGGCGGGACAGACCACGGCGGAAGAAAUUGUUGGCAAUAUGAGUGAGGAAAAUGUUCGCAGCUUGGAUCCGCAUUUUGGUAAUAUGUUAAUGACUUUGGGCUGGCCUGUUGAUAUUAACGAACAUUCCGGCUGGUCUGGUUUGGUUAGCACCUCGUGGUUUUUGAAAUCGAAUUCAAACAAAACUGAGGACAAAUCACAAAAUCGCUCAGCGGGUCCAAUGGAUUUCAAAUUCAAUGGUGAAUCUAAGGUAUUAUAUUGGGCAGAUGUCUCCUCGGAAAUUGCUUUUGUGGUCCCAACAGAAUGGAAUUUGCGAUCCGAAGUUGAUGGCUGCUGUCAAUCAUCAACAAGUGGUGAUACUACCAAUGUUUGGUCUCGGGCAUCAGUUGAUGUUGGCAAUGUGGUUGAUGCUAAUAAAAAUUCUGCACAACGUUCACGUAAUCUUUCAUUGGAAUUGGAUAAAUCCAAGGAUCCGGUACCACCAACACGACGCAAGGCAAAUGCCAUGAAACCGGGUCUGUUGGCACAACCACCGGCUAAGAUUUUCCUCGUUUGGUUGGAGUCAUUUGAAGAUGUUUUGAAUUUCCCCAUUGAGGAAUUGCUGCCCUAUACCAAAACCGGGGAGGAAUCAAAUAUUCUCCAACUGCCUAGAGCUGCAGAUGUCCAUGUGAUUUUCAUUCAUGCCCUACAAUCGGGACUGCUGAGAGUAAAAUUACAAGGUCCCCCGGGACGCAUGAGUUUUGCCACACCCCUGGUAGAUGGUAUGGUAUUAAGUCGUCGUGUUGUUGGCAAUCUUGUACGGCAGACUGCCCACAAUAUGGCCAAGAGAAGGCGACUGGAUAAUGAUAAUUUCCAACCACCCCAUGUUCGUCGCCGCCUAAAGGUUCAAGAUAUUGUACAAAAAUACAAAAUGGAUUUGUCCGAACCGGAGCUGUUGGCUCAUCUCUUUAAAUCAUCUUUUUGAAUACAG
Molecule: messenger RNA, 4487 nt
Organism: Musca vetustissima
Lineage: Eukaryota; Metazoa; Arthropoda; Insecta; Diptera; Muscidae
Product: ral GTPase-activating protein subunit beta
Exons: 14
Coding region: 9-4481 (1490 amino acids)
Biological process (GO): regulation of small GTPase mediated signal transduction; activation of GTPase activity
Molecular function (GO): GTPase activator activity
Source: RefSeq, a predicted model, not a curated record